AUGAAGGAUGACUCCAUUAAUUUUAUUGUUGUUGUAGGAGAGAAGGCUUUCUGUGCAGGAGGUGAUAUAAGAGCUGUUACAGAUGCCGGUAAAGUGGGUGCUCCAUUAGCCAAGAAUUUCUUUAUUCAUGAAUAUCAAUUGAAUUAUCUCACAGGGACUCUUAGUAAACCAUAUGUGGCCAUCAUUGAUGGAAUUACAAUGGGAGGGUUAGGUGUAGGAAUAUCAGUACAUUCUCCAUUUAGAGUAGCUACUGAAACGACUACUUUUGCAAUGCCAGAAACAGCAAUUGGUUUGUUUCCUGAUGUUGGUGGUGGAUAUUUCUUACCUCAACUACAAGCAUUGGGGAUGUUCCUAUCACUUACAGAUGUUUCCGUCAUGACAGUGUUUGAAGAUAUUUUGAUAGCUCUUCAGCAAGAUGGCUCAGAAUGGGCUCUAAAGCAAUUACAAUUGUUAAACAAAAUGUCUCCUAGUUCUUCUAAAGUUACUCAUCGACAAGUCAAAGAAGGAAAGGAAAGAACAUUUGAAGAGUGUUUGAUGAUAGAGUAUCGCCUUAGCCAGAGAUGCAUGGCAGCAAAAGAUUUCUAUGAAGGAGUGAGAGCAGUAUUAAUAGAUAAGGAUAAUGAUCCAAAAUGGGACCCUCCCACUUUAGACCAGGUUACUAAUGAAAUUCUAGACCACUAUUUUUCUCCUCUUACUGCUGAUGAAGGUCCAGAAUUAUAUUGCAAGACGAAGGAUAAGAAGUCGAGGAUAACUUUUUACUUACCACAGCAAGCAAAAGCAACUAGUGGAGACUUCUACAAAGAACAAGUGUUUCUCAUCUUUGAGAUUGUUUCACCAGCAUUUGGAGGAUACUUUGAAAAAGAUUUUGAAGCUUAUCUUGUCCUUCAAGAUAUGGAUGUUCUCCUCACUGCAACCAGAAAAUUUGUUGAUGAAGAUCAUGUUGUGUAUUCAGAUCAAUCAACUCAAAUUGCUGAAUAUCUUGAUGACAUGAUGAUACUAGUAUCGAGAUCAGAAGAGAAGGACACCCUCGUUAACGUUAUCUACAGUUUCCACAAACAGUUCAUUGGUUCUAAAGAAUCAGUGCAUGAGCCCGACAAAAUCUGA
Gigantopelta aegis is the source of this 1104-nucleotide messenger RNA. RefSeq names its product 3-hydroxyisobutyryl-CoA hydrolase, mitochondrial-like. The record is from RefSeq and is a predicted model, not a curated record. Gene Ontology annotation, molecular function: 3-hydroxyisobutyryl-CoA hydrolase activity. Gene Ontology annotation, biological process: L-valine catabolic process. Gene Ontology annotation, cellular component: mitochondrion. NCBI's taxonomy places the organism in Eukaryota, Metazoa, Mollusca, Gastropoda, Neomphalida, Peltospiridae.